AUGUCGCUGUUCUCCGGAGUUGCCAAAUUGUUGAAUCCUUUCACGUGGCUACACUGCAAUAAGAAGACAGAACCUCCUCCACAAUGUGAAUACGAACUUCAGGAAGAUGAUUCGUUUCCGGUGGAGGAAGAGACUCCGUCUUCACAAUUACCCUUGGAAAGUGACAUGGAAAAUCUGCAAGGAGAAGGCGAUACUGCUCAUAUUCAUAUUGAUGAUGAGGUGGCGUCUAUAGAGCAGGGAUCAGAAUUGCGUGUGAUUACGCCUACUGGAGAAAUUGUCGAGCCACAGCCUGCUAUGGAAGGCAUUACAUUAGAAGCAGUGCAGGACCAAGCUGCAAUGGGUGAGAGAAACUCAAAUUAUGAAGCGACGAUGUUACCAACAGCUGCUGACAGCUACAAAAAUGAUGGAGCUAGAAGCAAUGAUGAGUAUUACAUGGUGUCCUCCCAAACAGGUGCUGAAUACUUGGAGGACUCUGUCGUGAUUAUAGAACAACCCAAGAUCAUUGGAGUAUUUGGAGAACCAACCGUGUAG
Molecule: messenger RNA, 531 nt
Organism: Ostertagia ostertagi
Lineage: Eukaryota; Metazoa; Nematoda; Chromadorea; Rhabditida; Trichostrongylidae
Source: the annotation of a GenBank genome assembly